Molecule: messenger RNA, 2682 nt
Organism: Entamoeba invadens IP1
Lineage: Eukaryota; Evosea; Mastigamoebida; Endamoebidae
Exons: 1
Coding region: 1-2682 (893 amino acids)
Source: RefSeq, a predicted model, not a curated record
AUGAACGACCCAGUAGUCCAAGUUGAAACGGUAGAGAAGAAGCCUGUUUUUCGUCUUUCGAAUUAUCGUAUGAUAGUUCAUGCGAUCUUACUUUCCGUCGUCAGUUGUUUAUAUGGUGGAGUCCCAACGACUGUGUUAUUGUUAAUAGGAGGGUUAAUGAUCUAUGACAAUGUGAAUAGGAACACAUUAAGUUUUAAAGCAGCGAUUCCAUUCACCGUGUUACUCUUCUUCUUCUUCCUCUCGAUUUUUUUAAAUGUCUUGUUGACGAUGGAGAAGACGAUUAACACCCUUUUGACCUUUGUCUCAUUACUGUUAUACACGAAUCUGUAUAUCAUCUGUGUUGCAUUCAACUUCGACUUAGUCAAAGAGUUUGGGAAGGUCACGAAAGAGAAUUUGAAAAUAGUGUUGAACAUCUUUUCAUCGACGCUUGGGUUUAUGACAAUCCCCGUCACCACCUACGCAGUGGUUUACUUUGUCCCAACACUCGAGAUGUACACACCACUGCUUUUUGUGUUUGUCCACUUCAUCACGUCGCCGAAGGGAGACGACCCAAUCCUCAUUUCUUUUGCGUCGAUGAUCACGCUGAUAGCGUCCAUCUUCACGUAUUUAGAAACGGAACAGAUGUUCAUUAUUGUGUUACCGAUGGCACUCUAUUUAAUUGUGUUGACACCACAUCUCAACUUUUUGGUGUUUGCGUCGGUGCCUCUAUUUGUAGCGAGUUGCACGAUGUUGGUCACGAAUGACAUGAUCUUCUUUAUAUUAAGUGGAGUCAUUGCAGUGAUCUUUGUCCUUUCAUUAAUGAAACAACCGACGAUCAUCGAGUCGUCAUUCCUCUUCUUAGUGAUGAGUGCGUUCUGCUAUUUAAUCAUCGAGAGGACGGGAAUUAAUCAGGUGAUGAUCAUCAUAUUGGCGGUUGGGAUCUCUUUGAUUGCAUUCAGACUCAGAUUUGCAUUUGAACCGAUUGUAUUUGUCUCUGCGGGGUCUGCGGCGCUCACGUUGUUCCUCUUCUUGUACACCAACUUCCACUAUAUCUCAUUCCAUAUCACGCGAUUCAUCAUUUUUAAUAUGGACUUACACACAUUCACUGUGAUAUACGGCAUCUUUGCAGCAUACACGUUGGUACUUCCAUUUCUGAUGAUGAAAAUUCCGCGUUCGGUGUUCAGUGGGAUGAUGAUGGUGUACUCUUUUGGACUUGCGACGAUCGAAUAUAUUGUUGCUUCGCGACGGAAUGGAGUUUUCUAUACUGAUACGUACUGUUUGGCGACGGCUAUUAUACUGUCGUUGGUGGCGUACUUGAUGUUCAAGACUAAAAAGAUCUAUUUGACAUCGUUUGCAGUGAUCAUCUCGUUCCAAAUCGCUAAACUGUCGAUGUUUGUCUUCCCCCGCUAUCUGUCGAUAUUCAGUAUUGCAGUCUUCUUGUCGACGAUCAUCAUCAGACACAGCUAUCACCCUAAAGUGGCGACUGACUCACUUUACUUCAUUGUGAAUCAAUUCUGGAAUUUUGCGGCGUCGUUGGCGAUAUCGGCGACGUUUGUUUCGACGCUUCACGUGAUAUAUAUUGGGACAUCGCCGACAUACUUGCAAACGGUGUUAGAGGCCCUUUUCUUGAUGUGUGUGUUAUCGACGCAUGAGUGUUAUGUACUGAACAAUGGGAUGUUUGUGAUUCCAUUCACCGGGUGCUUUGUCUGUGGGAUUUCUGUGCUUGUUUCGCUUGGCGCGGAAUCAUCUGUUGACCAACUUCUUAUCUUCUUCAUAGUGUGUUUGAUGGUGUUUACAAGUUCGACUCACAGCUAUUCGAUUGGAAAGAAUCUGAUGACGCGGGUUGUCUUUGAAGUGUCACUUGCGGCAUUGUUUUCACAUUAUUUAGUUGGAUUUCUGCCCGAUAUGCCAAUUUGGUAUCCCGUUGUGUUAUUUGUCCCUGCGCUGUGUGGGAUCAUCAUCACCGCAGAGACCAUCUGUUACAACCAAAUGACUAUCAAAUUCUUGUUACCACUCUAUGGAGUGAUGGUUGUGUGUAUGCCAAUAAGUACUGCAUUGACGUUGCUUGUCACGAUUAAUAUGAUGAAAUUGCGAUCGAUUGCGUCAGUUCUGGUUGCGUUACACUUCACGUUACAUGUGUGUAUACUCAUUGCUAACAACGUACAACAGAAAAAGGUCAUGAAAGGGUUUUCAUAUAACACGCUGAUGACUGUACUGAGUGGGCCGUGGUCGAUUUGUAUGGGAAUCUUUUUGCACUACUUCAUAUUAAACGGGUCAUCCCUUGCAGCCGUCAUUUUCUUGCCACUGAUUGAACUUGUGGUGAUUGAAAAUUACAUCAAACUGAAUGAGUACAAAAAGUCUGCGGUUGUUGUGUUUGCCAUUAUUGUGACAUUGCCUGUAUUGACUGUUUCAAGUGCACUCAAGUACGGAUUCAACAUCUACGUACUCACCACAUACGCGUUUGUGAUUGUAUGGAACUUUUACUUCAUCGACUUUGCGUUCUGGUUGUUCAGAGGGAAGUCGUUACUCCCAUUCACGUGGAUUGCUGGGAUCGUCCAGUUUGGCUUGGCUGUAGUCAUUUUAAUGUUCACGACGAAUGACUUGUACGUCACGGAGUGUUUCUUGGCGCUAGUCAUAGUCCCCAUUUCUCUUUAUAUGAAGUGGACUGUAGAGCCCGAAGACAAAGAGUCGUUAGAGCUAUAA